Molecule: messenger RNA, 3958 nt
Organism: Marmota monax (woodchuck)
Lineage: Eukaryota; Metazoa; Chordata; Mammalia; Rodentia; Sciuridae
Gene: Pabir2
Product: PABIR family member 2
Exons: 11
Coding region: 3076-3780 (234 amino acids)
Molecular function (GO): protein serine/threonine phosphatase inhibitor activity
Source: RefSeq, a predicted model, not a curated record
AUCGGAAGUGAUUUGGAUUGGAGACAAUACUUCCAAAUAUAGUUCUUCCUGGAAAUUAUGUGCUGUGCACAAUUGGUUUUAGAGAUUUAUUUUAACUGUCUUGUUUACUACUUUUGCUCUGGCCAUUCAGCUUUGGUACAAUUGCUGUGGACUUUUGUAUUUUAAAAAUUUAUUUAUUGUUAUUUAUCACUGCUUGCAUCAUAGUUGUGAGAUAAGUCCGGAUUAACUUCUAAUUAUAGCUGAGAAUAGUGGUCUUUAUUUGUCCUAGGAUGUAAAAAUUACUUACACAAAGUGUUUGUUUCUGACACUUAUCUGUCAGAUGAUGCUGAUUGUGAUUGUUCUCUAUGGCCAGAGCUGCUGUGUUGGAGAUCACCUUAUUAGAUGGUUGGUCCAGUAGAAAUUAUAAGGUUUUUAUAUGGUAGCACUUCACAUAUAGAGCUCACUCUUCCAUCAGCUUCAGUGCUCUGGAAGACAUCUGAGAUGUAAGCACACAGACAUCUAAAUGGCUGAACUAGAUUUCCAGUCUGUUCACAAAGGUUCAUCGGUUUAUUUAUAGGAGAGCCUCUCUGACCUCUGAAUCAUUUAAAAUUUAUGCACAAUUAUAAUAAGCUUCCAACCCAGUAGCAUAUGAGAAGCAGCAAAUCAGAAGAGUUACAUUUGUGUUAAAGGUAUACUAAUAGCUGCUAGUGAGGGAGGAAAAGGAAAAACAGAAAUUAUUAAAAAUAAAAGUUUGUGACUUGGCAGAAGGACUAAGAGCCUGUUGAUACUCCCUGAGGGUUUCACUUGUAUAAAGCAGUAUAGUGACGUUCUUAAGGAUCCCUGGGUCAUUAGCCUUUUCUUAAAUUCCAGUAAUACCUAUGUUUGUAUGGUAUUUUACACUUUGCAAGGUACUUUCAGGCAUUUAAUUCUUACAACAACCCCUCUGAAGUAGGCAGAGCAAAAGAUGCUUUUGCCAAUGAAAAGCAGCAACAGUUAAGACUCAAAUCACACAAUAGUAAGUGGCAGAGCUGGGAUUAGAGUAGAAAUCUUUCGGUGUCAUUCCAUUUGGUGUACUCCGAGAAAGGGGGAAAUAUAACACAUUUUUGAGAGAUUUUCAGCUGAAAUGGCUCAAAAUACUUAAAGGGGGAGAUGUUAGCUAUCUAGAGAUUUGAUUCGCUUCACCUCCUUCCCUGAGGAUAUUAGGAAAUUUAAGUAUUUUUACUGACUACUUGAGAAAUAUUUUUACAUGUUAUACAGCUGUGCACCUGAUAAGAGUAGCACAGAAAAGAAGGGGAAAAUGAAUUUGCCUCUGUACACUUCACUUGCCUCUUUUGUUUUGUUUUUGUGGUGCUGGGGAUUGAACCCAAGGCCUUGUGCAUGGGAGGCAAGCACUCUACCCACUGAGCUGUAUCCCUGCCCCGCUUGCCUCUUUUGUAAGAUGUGCAGAUUCUUAACAAUUCCGGUCUAGGCUCAUCUCUCACACUGACAAAUACCCUUUGCUCUGGCUGUCCCCAAAUACCUUAUUUUCUGAAGAAAUUCUGGUGAUUCACUGCUUUUGCUUGAUCAUUUUGCUACUGUAUCCUACCCCUCCUUUCUAGCUUUCUGGUCCUUCAGAACCCACUUUAAUUCUUAUAUCUCCUGUGCACAGGCAUCCUCAACUAUCAUGAUAUCAAUUACACUGUAUGCAUUAUAUCACAGUAUACUCUGUACAUUUUUUUAAAGAUGGGGGGGGAGAGAGAGAGAGAGAGAAUUUUUUAAUAUUUAUUUUUCGGUUUUAUGUGGUGCUGAGGAUCGAACCCAGUGCUCCGCGCAUGCCAGGCGAGCGUGUUACUCCUUGAGCCACAUCCCCAGCCCUCUGUACAUUUUUUUUCCAGCUGUAACUCCAGAUAGGAUCCAAAGAGGAGUUUUGCAAUCUCUUGUCUGCGUCAUAUGGAGGUUUCCUUUACCCUUCUGUGUUAGCCUCUUAAAGCACUGCAUCAACCUUGAAAGGGCGAUGCUGUGUAAAUCUUAAUGAACUUCUGUGUGUCCCAUAGUAACCUGCAGAGAGUGAAAUGUUGGCGAAUGACAUGGAAAGAAACGGACGGUGAAAGAGGAAAAAAAGAACUUUUAAAAAGGAUUUCACUGGUGAAGUUUUUCUCUUUUCAAAACCUAGGAGAGAAAAAAGAAAGGUAUGGUAAUGAAGGGAUAUCAUUUGAGGUAAAAAUCAUAUUUCAGUGGAUAAUACUUGAAAAUUUUACUUGAAUUAGCUUUUUCCUAAAAUAAACAUUUUAUACCAAUCACUACAUUCCUAUUCAAAAAAGUUUUAAUGGCAUAGGACCUCUUAAACAGGAUAAUUGUUUUAUUUGGUUUUGUAGUGUUAAAGAUUCACUUGCAUUUCUUAGGGAAUGAAUUACAGUUGUUUACCUUAUGGCUAUUAAAACUAAGAUCUGUUGAUAUGAAUUGUAUCUGAUAUUUUGUGGCCAGAUUGUGAUUAUUUUGAAGGAACAUAAUUUGGCCCCCAAAUCAUUUUAGCUUUGUGUUAUUAAAAGGGGGAGGAUCUAAGGGAAAUCAACAGUUAUUUUAAAGGUGUACCUUGCAUUUCCACAAUGCUUUUUCUUUGGUAAGAUUUGUGGUGGUAGCAUUAUUGAUUAAAUCCCAGCGUUGAUUUAGGUCAUAGAAGCAAAAUCUUACUGUAGUCUUUUUGAGAACAUUAAUCAUAGACAAACUAUUACACUGUGCUUGUUAGCCUGUUUUUCUCUGUGUGUACAUUGGUAAUAAAAAAUAACAUUGUUUUUUUUCCAUUUUCAUAUGUUCCUUAUUUUAGAUAAGGGGGGUAAUGGAUAUUUCCAUGGUCAAGAGUGUUUUUCCCCUGCAUUUAUACAGCUCUACACUCAUUUGGGAAAAGUGCUAAAGUCAGUGCCUGUCUAGCAACAGAUGGUGCUUUGAGGUUGGACACCUGGUGUACUUUCUAAAGACUGAAUGUACUGCCUCUAGUGCAUUAAUGUUCAGGAUUUAUUAGAGCUGAAUUUCUAAGAAGAAUAUGAAAAAUUAUCUAGAAAGAGGUUGGUACACCAAUAAUGACAGCAGACUGCUGCUUUGUGAUUCAGAAAAUAGUAAAUGUUUACUUUUUCUUUCCAGUUGCUGUCAUCUUCACCUAAUCGUAUUCCUAGUAGCAGACUGCUUCAAAUCAAAAGGGAAGAAGGCCUGGAUAUGAUGAAUAGAGAAACUGCACAUGAGAGGGAAGUGCAAACUGCAAUGCAGAUAAGCCAAUCAUGGGAUGAGAGCUUGAGUCUGAGUGAUAGUGAUUUUGACAAGUCGGAGAAAUUAUAUUCUCCUAAGAGGAUUGACUUUACUCCAGUUUCUCCAGCACCUUCACCCACCCGAGGAUUUGGAAAGCAAUGCUUUUCACCAUCCCUACAAAUGUUUGUGAGUAGCAGUGGGUUGCCACCAAGUCCUGUUCCUAAUCCAAGACGGUUUUCCAGCAGGAGGAGUCAGAGUCCAGUCAAGUGCAUUAGGCCCAGUGUUCUUGGUCCUCUUAAAAGAAAAGGUGAGAUGGAAACAGAAAGCCAGCCCAAGAGAUUCUUCCAGGGCACAACCAACAUGCUGUCUCCGGAUGCUGCACAGCUGUCUGAUCUCAGUUCAUGGAGGAGCAUCAAGCCGCGUCUUCCAGACAUUCCUGAGGAAAACUUGCAUGAGGAGUUUUCGUCAAGGAGUUCCACCCCUAGUGAUGAGAUUCAAACCCAGUGCCUCACACGUGGUAGUCUAACACCCCUGGAAGAGGCUGAUUUGUGUCCAAAGCUCAUGAUGAACAAUCCUGAUUAGAACUCUUCCUCUGACGUUAAGAUUUAAACUGAAGCUGAGUGCAGUGGAGUAUCCCUGUAGUCCCAGCUCCUUGAGAGGCUGAGAAAGGAAGAUCGAUCGCUUGAGCCCAGAAGUUCAAGACCAGCCUUGUCAACAUAGUGAGAUUCUGACUCAAAAAAAUAUAUUAAAUUGAACCCAA